UUUUCCUUUUUUUUCCUCCUCUCUAGUCAGAGCAGUUCGCAUGAAGGGAAAGGCAGACACCGAGCACACUGCCAGGGAGAAGACAACCGAUCCGCACCUCCUGCCAACAGCAGAACAAAUAAAACACCUCCAGUUUGGGAUUAUCUGUCUGACUGGGCAUUAGCAGGGACCCGGAGGCCCCCCCCUCCCCUUACAAAGAGUGAGGCUCCUGUGUCCGCAGCUCUCCUGUUCUCCCUCCGGGAUCAUCUGCCCGGCCCGCGAUGAACAAGAUGAAGAACUUCAAGCGGCGCUUCUCGCUCUCGGUGCCGCGGACGGAGACGAUCGAGGAGACCGAGUUCACCGAGCAGAUCAACCAGCUGAACAUCCGCCGCAGCGAGGACUUGGUACCGGACAGGCUGGGACUGCGCCCCCUUCACACCGAUCGCGGCUCGCUGCCAGGGGACGAAGGGGCCCAGUCCCCCACCCAUCUCCACUACCGCCACAAGCACCAGCACCGCCGCUUCUCCAUGGAGGACGUCAGCAAGCGCAUGUCCCUGCCGAUGGACAUCCGCCUCCCGCCGGAGUUCCUGAAGAAGCUGCAGCUGGAGAGCCCGCCCCCCUCCAAGCCGCUCAGCAGGAUGUCCAGGAGGGCCUCCCUGUCUGAUAUUGGCUUCGGGAAGCUGGAGACCUACGUAAAGCUGGGCAAGCUAGGGGAGGGAACCUACGCCACAGUGUUCAAAGGUCGCAGCAAACUCACAGAGAACCUGGUGGCGCUGAAAGAGAUUCGCCUGGAGCACGAAGAAGGAGCGCCGUGCACGGCAAUUCGGGAAGUGUCGCUGCUAAAGAACCUAAAGCAUGCCAACAUUGUAACCCUGCACGACAUCAUCCACACCGAUCGCUCCCUCACCCUUGUCUUCGAGUAUCUGGACAGUGACUUGAAACAGUACCUGGACAACUGUGGGAAUCUGAUGAGCAUGCACAACGUCAAGAUCUUCAUGUUCCAGCUGCUGCGGGGCCUCUCCUACUGCCAUAAGAGGAAGAUCCUCCACAGAGACCUGAAGCCCCAGAACCUGCUCAUCAACGACAAGGGCGAGCUCAAGCUGGCUGACUUCGGUUUGGCCAGGGCCAAAUCAGUUCCCACAAAGACUUACUCCAACGAAGUGGUGACACUAUGGUAUCGGCCUCCUGAUGUUCUCCUGGGCUCGACCGAGUAUUCCACACCCAUAGACAUGUGGGGAGUGGGGUGCAUUCUCUUCGAAAUGGCAACGGGGCGGCCCAUGUUCCCAGGGUCCACGGUGAAAGAGGAGCUUCACCUCAUCUUUCGGCUCAUGGGCACUCCAAAUGAAGAGACCUGGCCUGGGAUUACGGCCAAUGAGGAGUUCAGAUCAUACCUCUUCCCCCAGUACAGAGCUCAGCCGCUAAUAAACCACGUUCCCAGAUUAGACACAGAGGGAAUGGACCUCCUGUCAAGUCUACUUCUGUAUGACACCAGAGAGAGGAUCUCUGCAGAAGCUUCUUUGAGACAUUCAUAUUUCAAGAGCUUGGGGGAGACCAUCCACUCACUACCUGACACCGCCUCAGUGUUCUCCCUCAGAGAGGUGCAGUUGCAGAAGGACCCAGGCCACAGGAGUUCCGUAUUUCAGCAAGCAGCCCGAGGCAAGAACCGGCGACAGAGCAUAUUCUAAAGCUCGCGGGAUGUAGCAAAGGGCACGAAGGCUCUGUUCCUGCAGAACAAAUCAUGUGAAGAAAGAAUUGGAUGUAGAGAACCUCCUUAAGUGGGCCCCUCCAUCCGCACUCUUCUGGAGAAACGUGAGCCCACGUUUUGGGGGCUAGGGUCUGUGACGAUGAGAUUGCACUGCCUCUCUGUAGGUGUGGACUCUGGUCCUCUCUUGCUCUAAAUUAUUGCCACCACAUACAUAGUUUUAAUUUAACCCACUAGGGAAUCAAACACUGGAUCUUUUUGCCUGCUUGGCCAAGCCCCACCCACCUAGCCCCCCAGGUCUGCCUAUGAGAUGCUGGUCUGGCUGAAGGUACCGACCAUGAUGAAUGAUCAUCUCUUCCAGUCAUCACCUUCCCUAUUCCCAAGAUCUCCAAAAACCUGCCAACAAUCCGAACCUAUCAUUGGCAUUCAUGAGUUCUCCAAUCUCCACUACUUUAUAUGUCUGUCAGACUGUUGCACCAAUGCUAACACAGCUGGUGUGUAGUUUUUGUUGUUGUUAUAUUCUGUGUCACUUAUUUGCCAUUAGUUUUUUUUUCUCAGAUGACCAGUUCUCCAUAACUCAUGGAGAGAAAAAGUUUCACAUUUUUAUAGUUUUAUAGUUAAUCUGGGUGUGAAUUUGUGAGAUAAAUCAGUGGGGGUCCUCAUAAUUAUAAUGUAUUUUCAGAUGCAUAAUAUAUUUUUGUUCUCAGUACGUAUGUUCAUGUUUUGCCUUUUGAAAAAUAGCUAUAAAAUUAACAGAUCAGGUCUCAGGAAAAAAGUUUUCAAACCUGCAAAAUUAAAACCAAAACACUGAACUCUGUCUGACAACAUUUUUUAAUAACCUCAUCCAUCUAGGCCAAGUAUACAUAGCCUAUUUGCUUCACAGCAGAGACAGAAGAUAACUCAGUGGAGUGUAAAUCAUAAUUAUUUUUGAAAUCCUUUUUCUGUAUUGAGAGCAGGUCCCACAAACUAAACACCAAGAGUACUAUGGAACAUCCCUACAACUGAAUGCAGACACCACCAACUCCUAUCCUUAAUUCCUUUUGCAUUAAACCAAGCCAAGCAGUUGUCUAAAAGUGCAUUUCAAUGUACUGGCAACACUGACAAUAAUGUGGGAACAGAGAAUAUAUAAGUAUAAGAUGUACCUCCGAGUAAAAUAAAAUGGGUUUAU
Molecule: messenger RNA, 2849 nt
Organism: Megalops cyprinoides (Indo-Pacific tarpon)
Lineage: Eukaryota; Metazoa; Chordata; Actinopteri; Elopiformes; Megalopidae
Gene: cdk18
Product: cyclin dependent kinase 18
Exons: 16
Coding region: 261-1664 (467 amino acids)
Biological process (GO): protein phosphorylation
Cellular component (GO): cytoplasm; nucleus
Molecular function (GO): ATP binding; protein kinase activity
Source: RefSeq, a predicted model, not a curated record